UCACGCGACGCAGUUGAAUUGGAGAGGGAGUGAUGACGUCAAGAAACGCAGUAGUGGUGACAAGGUCUCGAUGACGUCACGCUAAAUUGGCGUCACGCGACAACAAAACAUUUAAAUUAAUUAAGAUACAUAAAUGUGAGGAUACAAAAAUAUUAAAAUGUCUAAAACAUUAAUACCAAACGAUAAAACCUACAUAUUUGCCUUUCCGUUUACCGCGGAAGUAUAACCGGGUUCCUGCUCGUCAUGAAUAAGAAUUAGGUCGUGCAGCGGCGUAUUCCAUUGGCCAGCAGUGUCUGGUUACGUGCGCCUAUCACGCGUGUCUAGGAAUUCCAACGAAUCGCCGACCGUCAUUCCACGCACGUGCGCGCACGGCGACCAAUCGGCUCGGCGUGUCCGGCAGUAGUCGGAUCGCCAAUGCGGCCAAGAAAAAGGCGCGAAGUUUUUAUUCGCGCCAAUAUUCACCUCAGCGCCGUGUUUGCUUCGGUGCACGGGCAGCGAGCGAGCUUUGGAUUUUUCACGUUCGUCUAUAUUUAAAAGCAACAUCGCGAAUAUUUUCUAAAUUUUUGAGGUGAAAAGAGAACACCCUCUCGCAGUCAUUGUCUCUUCAAGGAAGACGCCGAAAUAAAGCAGCGACCAUGUUGGGCGUGCGCACUCGCUCCAGUGCGCUAGCGGUUGUGUCGCUGCGUGAGAUCACCAACGCCAACAUCCAGAAGCAGCAGCGCAACAAGCCAGUGCUGCGCGAACUGGGCAGGCAGUCCCAGAACGGCAGUGGAGAAGACAAUCACGAUGAUGACACGUCUUCCAACUCGUCCAGCACCCAGGAGAAUGAGUGCUUGUCGGACGAGGAGUUUGUCGUGCGUGACUGGAAGCAACGGACGAAACGUCCUGCGCGAGGGGGGGGGGGCCCUACCGGCGGCGAAAAAGCCUCGUGCAACCCUGCCAAGGCAGGCGAAGCGUCCCCGUGCCCCCAAGAAGCCAGCACAGCCGGCUGCUGCCGCGAAGCCUAGGGGAGCAGCAGCGGUGGUGACAUCGACUCCACCGGAUCCCAAUUCUCUGUACCAUGCUGUCCGCAUUGGCAAAGCCGUGAUGCUGACCGUUGUGGACACAUGGGUCGACAGCUACAAGGAAGACCAGGAUGAAGCCACACUGAGUCUAAUCAACUUCUUCAUCCAGAGCUCUGGCUGCAAAGGCUGCGUCACAAUGGACAUGUAUCGCACAAUGGAGUAUGCGGACAUCAUCCGCAAGAUGACGGAGGGAUUCGACGAGGAGAGUGCGGAGUACCCACUCUCACAAGCCGGGCUGCAGGCGAAGCGUUUCCGCACAGUGCUGGCCGAUUUUGUGCUCAUGCUGGUGCGGCAGAGCCGCAAUGGCCCACUGUAUGACCUCAAGGAGAUGCUGCUUGGGUUGCUCACCGGGCUCACCGACUCCCAGGUCCGCGCCUUCCGGCACACCGCCACCUUCGCCGCCCUGAAGCUGCAAACGGGGCUUGUGGAGGUGUCCUUGUCUCUAAUUGGGAGCUUGGAGAACGCCUCGCGACAGCUGCAGGCCGAGCGCAGCAAGGAGCCCAGGCUCAGGGCCGUGGACAAGAUCGAGGGGCUGCUCAACACCAUCAAGCAGUUGAAUGAACAUCAGGAGGAUGUGGAGAAUAUGAUGCGUUCUAUUUUCAAGUCUGUCUUUGUACAUCGCUACCGGGAUUCGUUCCCAGAGAUCCGAGCCCUGUGCAUGGAGGAGAUUGGAGUGUGGAUGAAGGCCUACAGUGACGUAUUCCUCGAUGAUGGUUACCUCAAGUACAUUGGCUGGACUCUCAACGACAAGCAAGGAGAGGUGAGGUUGCGAUGCCUCUCCGCUCUCCAGGGCCUCUACUCGGAGAAGGAAUUCUUCCUGAAGCUGGAACUCUUCACAAAACGCUUCAAGGAGCGGAUUGUUUCAAUGGUGAAUGACAAGGAGUUGGAUGUGGCUGUCAAGGCCACACAAGUCCUCGUCAGCAUUCUCGAGAACAAUGAAGAAUCGCUGUCAGUGGAGGACUGUAAGAAUGUCUACAGCAUGGUGUUCUCUAUGCACCGACAACUGGCCACAGCUGCCGGCGAGUUCCUCUACAAGAAGUUGCAUUCUUACAUCAGCAAUAGCUAUGACGAUGAGGAGGACAUGGGCUCCCACAGCCGGAGGAGGACGGAGAAGAACACGACUCUUCUGCGCUUGCUCGUUUCCUUCUUGCUUGAGAGUGAAAUGCACCAGCACGCGGCGUACAUGGUGGACAGCCUGUGGGAGCACGCACGGGAGGAGCUGCAUGACUGGGAGGCCAUGACGAGCCUCCUACUGCCCACGCAUAAUGCCAACAGCCCCAACGAGGGCCUCUCGGACAAAGAGGAGGCGGGCCUCAUCGACAUCAUGGUUUGCUGUGUGAAGCAGGCUGCUGAGGGCCUCCCGCCCAUUGGCCGCCUCUCCAGUCGCAAGACUCAGUCGGCCAAAGAGAAAAAGAACAAACAAGACGAGCAGAUGCGGCUCACGCAGCAUUUCAUCAUCGCCAUGCCACAGCUUCUUGCCAAGUAUGCGGUGGAUGAAGAGAAUGUGGUGAAUUUGCUCCAAGUGCCGAUGUACUUCGCCCUUGAGGUCUACACCAAUGGGAGACUGGAAAAGCACCUGGACACGCUGGUGCGCCAGGUGGGCGAGGUGGUGCAGAAGCACGUCUUGCCGGACGUGCUGGAUGGGUGCUCGCGCGCACUGGUCGCACUGACCAUCCCCGACUCCUCCGUGCACUCGCGCGCCCUCGUGUCCGUGUCGAGCCUGAUGGACCUCCUCGUUGACCGCUUUGCUCAUGCCCUGCCCGCAUUCAUGGAGCAGGAUUAUGACGCGGAUGGCAGCAUCGCCUACGACUUGCUGUCCGUGCUGAAGAGACUGGCCUCAUUCUACAAUGGUCACGACCUGACCAGGCUGGACGUACACGAGGGCUGUCUGACUCUCAUAAAGCAUGCGGACAAGGGAGGGGAUGUCCCCGAUCAGAUUUUAAUCUACGCCACUAAGUGCGUGCAUUACAGCCUGUUUUGGAGAUUGUCCGCUCUUGCAGAAGACCAACCAGAUAAGAAGGAGGUUGUCUCCCUGCGCAAGAGCCUGAGGUCGUUUUUGCAUUUGUGCAACAAGUUGCUCAUCGGAAUCGGUCUGGCUUUGAAAGAGCAGGUGUUCCUUCUGCUGUGCGACACACUGCUCGUGUUUGGCCACUCAGUGGCAGAGCAGGGCCGCCAUGCUCUGCUCCCCCUCGUCGUCCAGGCCGAGCCUGAGCUGCAGGCCGAGAUGGGCAGCUUCAUCAUCGAGCAAAUCUUCUCCACCAACGAGGACAUUUUUGAUCAGCAAGAGGACAUGCAGAAUAUUGAGGUGCUUCACAAGCGGAGGUGCCUCCUCGCCGCUUACUGCAAGCUGCUGGUGUAUGGAGCCAUAGACAUGCGCGCCGGCGUUGACAUCUUCCGCCGAUACGUGGAGUUCUACAUCAACUAUGGGGACAUCAUCAAGGAGACGCUGAGUCGCUUGAGGCAGAUCGACCUGAUGGAGUAUGCCCAAACGCUCGCCCUCACGCUCAAGCAGAUGUUCACGGUGAUGCUGGAGGAGACGUCAAACCUGGUUCCUGUCAAGGAGCUGGCGCGUCGUUUCUCGCUGACGUUUGGGAUGGACGCUGUUCGCUCGCGGCACGCGAUAGCUGCCCUGCACAAGAACGGCAUCGACUUUGCAUUUGAAGCGAAGAAGCCGGGCACUGCCCCGCCGAACAUCCUCUUCCUGGAGGUGCUGUGCGAAUUCUCUCCAAAACUCCUCUCUCAGGACAAGAAAACACUCUGCGGGUACAUGGAGAGCUACAAGCCGCCCACGCGUAGGAACGUGUUGGACUCGGAGUGGCAGCCUGUGUUCACCUACCGCAACUCCCUGAUCGCCUCCGCUCAGCCAGAUGGUGCCGUUGGCACCCCGGCGACUGAUGCCAGCGCCGGACGCAGGAUUCGCACACGACACGGCAGUGCCAACAUCUCCAUGUCUACGGAGGCCUCAGGCCUCGAGUGGGGUGCCCGCACCCCCAUCGCGACCCCGGCGACACCGCAGCUCACCUCCACGGUGCUGAGGGGGGGAGAGGGGGUCGCCAUGGCGACCGCGCGGCGUGGCAAUGUGAGCAGCAGAGGCUCCUUGUCGGCCGGAUCCAUGGGAAAUGUCUACACUCGCUCAAGGGGCCACAGUUUGAUAUCUGCGGUAACUAAGGAGGUUUCCGAUGAGGAUGACGAGGACAACACGAAAGCUGAUAAACUCAGCAGCGGGUUUACAUCACGCGGAAGUCAACUUCUGAACGGCCCAGAGGACGCUAUGGACACAGACGUGGAUUUCAGCACCCCCUUCUUCUGAUAUGUCACUGGGUCCUGCUUUCGCAUGAAGGCCUAUGAAGACCGUACUGUGAAAACCUACGCACCCUCGUCCACAUGGAGCAACUGAUCAUUUAGAAUAUUGGUUCGGCACUUUGUUUUCAUUCUGCCUCUUAACACCAUGUUCACAUGAGCACUUGGGGGGAGAGGCUACGAAUAUGAGGAUGGGUAGAUGAGAGCGGUGUCAUGACAUCUCACUGUGGCACCCUAGCCCUUUUGUUUAACAAGCAUCACUCAUAAUGGCCACCAUGGCCACACUCUAGUCACCAGCAGUCUGCCUGCUAUGGACCGUUGCGACCGUGCAGGUAUUUCAUACACAUUUAUAAUGGCCGUGUUGGUGUCACUGAAGCAACACCGCUGAAAUUCUGGGUUGAAGCCCUAGGUCUGGACGUUUCUUUCCUGGGGUUUGCUUCAGAAACGUUUCAGUCCUAAGCAGCCUGCACCUGCUAAGUGUGUAACUCGUCACUGCCGUAGCUAUUCCAUCCAAGAAUAGAUUGUUUUUUUUGUCUUAUUUUGACUAUCUCGUUUGUAUAUUUUAUCUUUAUAUUUUAAGUCUAACUUGUACAGUUUUGUUUGCCCUCCAUUUGCCUUAAUGUAGCGUUGUCGUAUUGGUCGCUUAUAAUUGCUAGAGUAAAUUGUGAACAAUUGCGUUCUGUGGUAUGACGUUAGCAUGUCAUGUACUCGCAAAUCAGACCUCUCAUUAUUGUUCAUUGUGCAGUGGAAAAUAUAAAAGAAUAACAAUAUCAGUUUACACCACAGAGUGCUUUGUUGCAGUCGUCUUUAGAGUUGACUCGCAUUAUACAUCCUCCAAAGAAGUGCUUUUGUUCCUCAAAUGUUUUAACAGUCGGGGAAGUGGUGGCAUAGAACUUAGGUGUAGUGUGCUACAAACUCGAGCCAGCCGAGUUAAAUUCCUGGCCACAGGUGUUAUCAGUAUCGAGUGAUAUUUAAAUCGUUCCUGGGCCAACCCAACUUCACCAGGCUGCACUAACGGGUGUGGUGAAGUAUGGUCGAAUGCCUCUUCGACGCAGUGGGAAGACCUUAAGCUUUAAAUUUAUAAAGGGCUGUAAAUAAUUAUUGGAGUUUGAAGAUUUAGAAACAAUUGUUAUGGUUCUAUUGUUAUGGUUCUAUUGCUCCUGACUUAUUCUGGCUGCAGUGAGACAGGGCCAUGGUUAUGCCCUUUGUUUACAUGUCUUUCAAAUACUUUUGUUGUAAUAUAAAUAACUGUCCACUUAAUAUUUUUUACAAUUUGUAGAUAAUUUACAUUUAUAUAGCAUCACUCAACACGUAUAUUUCAAGAGCUAUAUAUUGUUACAUUUAUAUGACCUUUCUGCUCACAUCAUCGAUGCUAGUUAUGAAACUGAUUAUCCCUCAGCUGAAAUUUUCAGUGACAUUUCUUGUUUCUUAGGCAACUGAAAUUUUUAAUUAUAAUUGCUGUGGGAAGCUUAGGGGCUUCAUUAUUAUACCAGGAGAGCCUCACUCAGUUUAAAACUUUUUUUAGGACAGUCAUGCUAUUUCGGCAUAGUUGAUGAUCUGCAGAAGUUUUGCAGUCGCAGGAUCUUUUAAAUGUCAACUUAAGGAGCCGGCACAUAUUUCAUGUUCAUACUCCCUCGGUAUUAACUGGGGAGGGCCGUGGGACUCGAACCGCAAACCACUGGGCCAUCUCACCGCCGUAAAAUGGCUUCGUCAUACAAAUGUUAACGUUGGUUGAUCCCUUAUGCAAGGCCGUUUGGUUAAACAAUUAUUUAACACUCACCCUGCCGGGCUACCUUUGCAGGCUAGUGUUUUAGACUGGGAAGACUGCUUGUAAUGUUAUUUUACCUAAAGCGCAUUUGUCGUGUAAGGAAGCCAAGAAUGAGGCGCUUAUGUAAAUGCUGAAGGUUCACACAAAAAUAGCUGGAAGAGGACGGGUAGAUGAGAUCGGUUGUCUUUAUUUAAUGUUACUCAACAGCAGCGUUCAUGGCUGGUCGUAACUAACACUAACAGGGAAUCCAUAGGACCAGGAAACCCAGCAACUUUUGUUUCAAUUGGCUAGAUUCUACUAAUGAGUAUCAUAAAAGUCAAAACCGGUCCAGGUAUUGUCUUAAACAAUGCAGGUAAAUAUUGGAUCGUGAUUGCCUGUUGAGAGAGUUGUGUGAUUUAAGUUGUAUUUUUGUUGAUUGCAAAGCAUUUUUGUUGGUUAUUUAAACAGACCCAUGCUCGGGGCUUAAUUUUAUCUGGGUCCAGGUCAGCAACUCUGAAAGAAGUUCUAUACGCAGCACACCACGUCUAGUAUACCUCUGGCUGUGGUUACUACUCAAGUGAUGCCUAUUCCAGUCUCAAUGAGCGACCUGUAACAUAGUGGAAAAUGUAGACCUACCUAUGCACAUUUGUACAUAUGCAAUGGCCUGUACUGCAAAACCCAUGCUACAGGGUCGUAUGGAAUCCAAUAGCAAUGGAUUCCAAAGUUAAACACUUCCGGUAAAAUCUAACAAUUCAUUGUGUACCCCCAACUUUCACAGAAGCCUGGUUUGUGUUUGCCCCUUUUGAGCACACCGCCCUUUUCGAUGUUCCGUGUGGAAUUUAUAAAUCUGCAGGCUAGAUGCGUUGUCAUGUUGUGUCGGGAGCUUCAGGAACUGAAUUGAGAAAUUUCAGCUUCCAGCAUGUGGAUGAAAAUGUCGGACAUGGCAAGCAACAUGCUGAAAAAAAACACCUGAAAACAUAAAGACCCGUACAGCACAAUUGACAACCUACGAGUAAUUUACAGGCUGGUACCAAAGAAUGUGGCUGUUUAUUAACAGAGGGUUUAUGGAGAUGUUUGUUUGGGAGUUUGUGCUUCAGGCAUGUGUAGCUUUGAAAAGUGAAUGCAAUCCUUUCCCCCAAUGUUAUCCUGAUUGUGCCGUCGCAUCAUCAAGAGACGUAAGGAUCCUUUGGGAACUCUCCCAGCUCACUGCAGUCCUUCAUGUUUGAGAACGGCCCCAUGGAAGCAGAUAUCACAGCUAUCACUGAGAUCCCUUCAAGUGACCUCUGGUCAACACUGUAGAGGGUAGUACAUUCACAUGCAUCUGGCUAACACGAAUAAUAUUCGUUGCAUGACAGACCAAUAUUAAAAGUUCUCGAACCUGGAGUUCCAAAUUAAGUGCAGAACCAAAUUUUCAUUGAUGGGUUUUUUGUGUGUGCAGUAAUUACUGACCAAGCUCGAGAGCAUCAUCAACUCGCUACACUUUGGAACUAAAUCAUAUCACAGGCAGCUGUCGGGAUUGAAUCCAGGAUCUCUCAACGGUGCCAGCUCAGCGCUCUGGCAUCUGGACCACCUGGCCAGCUCAGCUGAUCUUAAUUGUGCAACAAAAUGUUUUUCAAAUAAGGUACUGUAUUUUUAGAUUCUGCACUGUAUUCAUUAAAUUCCACCUUUUGACAUUGGAAUCGAUGUUUUGUUAGCCAUUGUCCCAAAGAGAAGGGCUGCAUCAGUCUUAAGAAUUCGCAAUUGAUAAUUAUUUGUCCCCAUUACAUGACGUAGCAGAAUCAGGAUAAUUCGAGGAAAACGCAAAAAAACAGUUGCCAACUUGGCCCAUCAUUGGCAAGGACUGGAAGAGAUGGCAUCAAGUGUAGAAUGGCAACAAUAGGUCAGGGGUGGUGGAGUGGCAGCUCAACUAAUGGGCUGAAGAGACCAAGUGGGAUCUGUUGGAAUAUAUGAUGUAAAGUUUGGCAACAGCCUUUGUUGCAUCACGCGGUCGCGUACAUUGCAUAAAAUUGUUGGAGUUUUCCCAGUGUGUAUACUCUGGAGGGUUGGUUUUGCUGCAGUAUCGUGUCGGCUUUUCGAAAGUUGCAUCGAGUUUGUUGAAUGUUCAAGAGCUAAUACUUUUCAAUAAAAAAAAACAUUUUCAAGUG
This is a messenger RNA of Petromyzon marinus (sea lamprey), 8255 nucleotides long. RefSeq names its product cohesin subunit SA-2-like. Gene Ontology annotation, cellular component: chromatin; nucleus; cohesin complex. The record is from RefSeq and is a predicted model, not a curated record. Gene Ontology annotation, biological process: sister chromatid cohesion. Gene Ontology annotation, molecular function: chromatin binding. NCBI's taxonomy places the organism in Eukaryota, Metazoa, Chordata, Hyperoartia, Petromyzontiformes, Petromyzontidae.